CUUUCCAUCCAAGCGCUCAGGCGACAUCGCAACGAGCAGCUUGUUGAGCCCAUUGCACAUCAGGCCGUCUGUCCAGAAUAUACUGUGCGCCGAUUGGCCCAAAGACUCUCGAAUGAUCAGCUCGGGAAUUCGUACUGAAUGAGUGCGUGAAUGUGCCGCCGGGACACUUUAGGAGAGGCGGACGAGGGAUUUUGGGGUGUUUACUACUGAAAAUGGACCCGAGCGGAGCCGGAGCAGACAACGUGAGCUGGCCCGUUGCUGGGACUGAGACCCAGGGAGAGUAGCCAAAUAUCUGGAUUCUUCGCUGACCGUCGGGAGGGGUUGUCAAACAGACCGUUUCUCACAUCCAGGUGUGACCCAGACCUCGCGGCCGAGUUGCCCUUUAGAGCGCAGGUGGAUCGAGGCCAGAGGCGGCAGCGAGGAUGGGGGGCGGAGGCCAGCUGACGGAGCCGGGCGGCGGGCGGGCCGGACGCGUCUACACCUGGGAAGAGGUGCAGAGCCACAGCAGCAGGAACGACCAGUGGCUGGUCAUAGAUCGAAAGGUUUACAACAUCACUCAUUGGGCCAAGAGGCAUCCAGGAGGGCUUCGUGUCAUCAGCCACUAUGCUGGAGAGGAUGCUACGGAGGCAUUCGCUGCUUUUCAUCCUGAUCCAGCGUUUGUGCAAAAGUUCCUGAAGCCCCUGCUGAUCGGAGAGCUGGCAGCAACGGAGCCCAGCCAGGACCGAAACAAAAAUGGUGCAAUCAUACAGGAUUUCCAGACUCUACGCGCGCAGGCAGAGAGCGAGGGUCUGUUCCGAGCUCGGCCUUUGUUCUUCUGCCUCCACCUUGGUCACAUUGUGCUGCUGGAGGUCCUUGCCUGGCUGAUGGUCUGGCUCUGGGGAAAUAGCUGGAUACUGACGUUUCUGUGCGCGGCCAUGCUGACAACGGCCCAGUCGCAGGCUGGGUGGCUGCAGCACGACUUUGGCCACCUGUCUGUCUUCAAGAAGUCCCGCUGGAAUCACGUGUUGCACAAGUUUGUCAUCGGCCAUUUAAAGGGAGCCUCCGCCAACUGGUGGAAUCAUCGACAUUUCCAGCAUCACGCUAAACCCAACAUCUUCAAAAAGGACCCUGAUGUCAACAUGUUGAAUGUCUUUGUGGUUGGAGCCACUCAACCGGUGGAGUAUGGCAUUAAAAAGAUCAAACACAUGCCCUAUCAUCGCCAACACCAGUACUUCUUUCUUGUGGGACCACCGCUGCUCAUUCCAGUUUACUUCUACAUUCACAUAAUGCACACCAUGAUCUCCCGCCAUGACUGGGUGGAUCUGGUUUGGUCCAUGUCUUACUAUCUUCGCUACUUCUGCUGUUACAUACCCCUGUAUGGCCUGUUUGGCUCAUUUGCGCUCAUCGGCUUCGUCAGGUUUCUGGAGAGUCACUGGUUUGUGUGGGUGACUCAGAUGAAUCAUCUGCCGAUGGACAUCGACCACGAGAAGCACCAGGACUGGUUAACCAUGCAGCUGCAAGCCACCUGUAAUAUUGAGCAGUCGUUCUUCAACGACUGGUUCAGUGGACACCUCAACUUUCAAAUCGAACACCAUUUGUUUCCUACGAUGCCGCGACACAACUACCACCUGGUGGCCCCGCUGGUGCGCGCGCUGUGUGAGAAAUACGGCAUUCCUUACCAGAUGAAAACUCUGCGGCAAGGCCUCGCUGACAUUGUCAGGUCACUGAAAAACUCAGGAGACCUCUGGCUUGAUGCAUAUCUCCAUAAAUGACAAAUCUUAUUCCCUACGCCCUACACUACCUAAAGGGAGUAAUGUUUUUCUCCUCUUCUGCAUCAUAAAUUGAUUGUAUCUGUUUGGUUUUAUAAUCCAGUAAAGUGUGGGAAUUAUCUUUUCUUUCCGUUAGUGCUGUAGUUAAGUCUUGGCUUACUUUUCACAUUCUGUGUAGGAUUAAUUUAGUGCUCAUAGGAUUGCCUGACAGUAUCUUGAACCAGUUGAUGUACAAGUGAUGUUUUUUCUUUAUCUCUCACGUGACUCCAUUUGAAAAAUUAAAAAAUGACAAUUACGCUGACAAGUGAACACUCUGGUGUAACAGGGUUAAAAUGUUUCUAUAAAAUUUAGAAUUUCCUUCUUCGACUGCAACUCUUUUCUCAUCUUCUUAUGCAACAAUAA
Molecule: messenger RNA, 2150 nt
Organism: Xiphias gladius (swordfish)
Lineage: Eukaryota; Metazoa; Chordata; Actinopteri; Istiophoriformes; Xiphiidae
Gene: fads2
Product: fatty acid desaturase 2
Exons: 13
Coding region: 423-1751 (442 amino acids)
Biological process (GO): lipid metabolic process
Cellular component (GO): membrane
Molecular function (GO): oxidoreductase activity, acting on paired donors, with oxidation of a pair of donors resulting in the reduction of molecular oxygen to two molecules of water
Source: RefSeq, a predicted model, not a curated record